UAGAAGAUGAAAGCUCGGACACAGAAGUGAGGUCAGAGAGGCAGCGAGGCUUUGCCUUGGGGAAUGAGGAGGUCGCUCAGGCGUGGAGGUGGUUAGGCUUUUCUUUGUGGAAACCGAGGCCUGCAAGUGGGGAGUUUGCAGCAGUGGCUUCCGCCACGGUCUUCACUCCUUUCCCCUGGCACUUCCAGCGCCGCCAGCCCUGCCCUGGGCGAGGGGGCAGAGCAGGUGCAGAGGCCGCUGGUUUGCUAGAAACCUCCAAGUCCCAGCCAGAACACACCGGUCGCUCAGCGUGUUUGGCCCCAGUUGGCAACACUGGUGGCCUGGGGCAGAGCAGUACUUCCAGGGAACGCUGGAAACGCUGUUCUCUGUUUGGGGCGGGACAGAGCUUUGGCACUUUCAAGGUCCUGGCGCCUUACCCCGGCCGGGCUCUCUGUGGCUACAGAGGGCUGGGAUCAGGGUAGGUCCGCUGUGCCCCGGUGCUCCCGCGUCCUGCGCCCCAGCCGGAGCAGUUUAGAAGUUCCUGGGGACAUUCAGCCCCACACAGGGCUGAUCACGAACUCUGGAGAGGGUCUCCAGCGCCGCGACCACCUAGGUUUGGCCCAGGGUGCCGGAGCACAAAGGAACGGCAGUCCAGACACGUCCUCUCCGGGCCUCGUGGGCGUGAGCUGUUGUGGACCCGCCUUUAGACCUCGGCGUGGACGGCCACGCGUGGACCAGCGUGGACCAGCGUGAGAGAACCACAGAGGGGCUCACUGCCCCGGCGCACACGGUCCAGCCGGCGCCGGCGCGGGCCAAGAGCCCAAAUUAGGGAGAGAAGGCAAAAUGACCAGCUCCCCGUUCCUGGAUCCCUGGCCCUCCAAGGCCGUGGCCAUCCGUGAGAGCCUGGGCCUUGGGGACCAUCCCAAUGACUCCUACUGCUACAACUCCGCGAAAAACAGCACUGUGCUCCAGGGGGUGACCUUUGGGGGCGUCCCCACCGUCCUGCUCAUAGACGUCAGCUGCUUUCUGUUUUUAAUCCUGGUGUUUUCCAUCAUAAGGAGAAGAUUCUGGGACUAUGGCCGCAUAGCCCUGGUAUCAGAAACAGGCAGUGAGGCGAGAUUCCAGAGAUCGUCGUCUUCCUCCUCAGGGCAACAGGAUUUUGAAAAUGAGCUGGGAUGCUGCCCUUGGCUGACGGCCAUCUUCCGCCUGCAAAAUGACCAGAUCCUGGAGUGGUGUGGGGAGGACGCCACCCACUACUUGUCCUUCCAGAGGCACAUCAUUUGCCUGCUGGUGGUGAUCAGCUUCCUGUCCCUGUGUGUCAUCUUGCCUGUCAACCUCUCAGGAGACCUGCUGGAUAAAGACCCUUACAGCUUUGGGAGGACGACGAUCGCAAACCUGCAGACGGACAAUGACCUCCUUUGGCUGCACACUGUCUUCUCCGUCAUCUACCUAUUUCUCACCGUGGGCUUUAUGUGGCAUCACACACGGUCUAUCAGAUACAAAGAGGAGAGCCUGGUGAGACAGACCCUGUUUGUCACAGGACUGCCCAGAGAAGCCAGAAAGGAGACUGUGGAGAGCCACUUCCGGGAUGCGUAUCCCACGUGUGAGGUGGUGGAUGUCCAGCUGUGCUACAGUGUGGCUAAGUUGAUGUACCUGUGCAAAGAGAGAAAGAAGGCUGAAAAGAGCCUCACCUAUUACACAAACCUGCAGGCAAAGACAGGCCGGCUGACCCUCAUCAACCCCAAGCCAUGCGGACAGUUCUGCUGCUGCGAAGUGCAGGGCUGUGAGCGGGAAGAUGCUAUUUCUUACUACACCCGCAUGAAUGACAGCCUGCUGGAGAGGAUUACGGUAGAGGAGUGCCGGGUCCAGGACCAGCCCCUAGGGAUGGCCUUUGUCACCUUCCGUGAGAAGUCCAUGGCCACCUACAUCCUGAAGGACUUCAAUGCCUGCAAAUGCCAGGGCCUUCGGUGUAAAGGUGAACCCCAGCCGUCCUCCUAUAGCAGGGAGCUCUGUGUCUCCAAGUGGACUGUCACCUUCGCCUCCUACCCUGAGGACGUCUGCUGGAAGAACCUGUCCAUCCAGGGUGUCCGCUGGUGGCUCCAGUGGCUGGGCAUCAACUUCACGCUGUUUGUGGUGCUGUUUUUCCUGACCACACCCUCCAUCAUUCUGUCUACCAUGGACAAGUUCAAUGUCACCAAACCCAUCCAUGCACUGAACAACCCCGUCAUCAGCCAGUUCUUCCCUACGCUCCUGCUCUGGUCCUUCUCAGCCCUGCUUCCGUCCAUUGUCUACUAUUCCACCCUGCUGGAGUCUCACUGGACGAGGUCGGGGGAAAACCGGAUCAUGAUGUCCAAGGUCUACAUCUUCUUGAUCUUCAUGGUGCUGAUCCUGCCCUCUCUUGGCCUGACCAGCCUGGACUUCUUCUUCCGGUGGCUCUUUGACAAAACUUCCUCAGAUACCGCCAUCAGGUUGGAGUGUGUCUUCCUGCCAGACCAGGGAGCCUUCUUUGUGAACUACGUCAUCGCCUCGGCCUUCAUUGGCAGUGGCAUGGAGCUGCUGCGGCUGCCCGGCCUCAUCCUCUAUACCUUCCGCAUGAUCAUGGCCAAGACGGCGGCCGACCGCAGGAAUGUUAAGCAGAACCAGGCCUAUGAGUACGAGUUUGGAGCCAUGUAUGCAUGGAUGUUGUGUAUCUUCACCGUCAUCAUGGCCUACAGCAUCACCUGCCCCAUUAUUGUGCCAUUUGGCCUCAUCUACAUCCUGCUCAAGCAUAUGGUAGACCGGCACAACCUCUACUUUGCUUACCUCCCGGCCAAGCUGGAGAAGAGGAUCCACUUUGCUGCCGUGAACCAGGCCUUGGCUGCUCCCAUCCUCUGUCUCUUCUGGCUCUUCUUUUUCUCCUUCCUCCGUCUGGGUCUGAAGGCCCCCGCCACUCUGUUCACCUUCCUGGUGGUACUGCUCACCAUUCUAGCCUGUCUGCUCUACACCUGCUUCGGAUGCUUCAGGCACCUCAGCCCAUGGAACUACAAGACAGAAGAAUCAGCAAGUGACAAAGGAACUGAAGCAGAGGCCCAUGUGCCCCCGCCAUUCACGCCCUACGUGCCUCGGAUUCUGAAUGGUUUGGCCUCGGAGAGGACAUCGCUUUCCCCGCAGCAGCAGACCUACGGUGCCAUCCGUAACAUCAGUGGGACACUUCCUGGGCAGCUGGCAGCUCAGAAUCCUAGUGACGGUGUGGCCCCUGCCUACCAGGAAUCCUGAAGCAGGCAACCUUGUGCUCUGGCCAGCCCAGAGCAUCCUGCAAGACUGAGGGACACAAGUGGCCAGAGCCCCAGAGAGGCUCCGGAGUCUUUCUUGUUUAAAGCUCCUGUCUUGUGAGAAGAGGGCACCAGGCCCUUGACUGAGGGUAUAGGGUAGGGCUGCUGUCCCUAAGAGCCACCUGUAGGCUUCUUUUCUGAUCCUAGUGGGGGGACCUACCUGCAGCAGCUCUCUCCCUCGUAUGCUCAUACGAGGGCGUGCACUUUUAUUCCCCCAUCCUGCUAAGUCUGCUAAGCUACAGCUCUGUAAUGGGGAUGAUGUCCCUAAUGGUUUGUGGCCAAGAUCACUCGCUGGAAUUUUGUCUUUAGGGUGAUCAGAUUUGGAGACUAUGGGUUGAUGGGGAGAUGUGUCCAGAACAGACCUGGUCCCUCUGAGCCCAGCUUAGCCUCUGCAAGCUGAUGCGUAGCCAAUGACUAGCGAGCCUGCAGCAGUUGGGUCUGAGCGCCUGCCUGCGGGGUCCUACAAUCCCCCAGCCCACAGCUCCUUCUCAGGGAUCGGCAGAUAGUUGUAGGGACCAGGAAAUACCUUGACCUUGCUGCCGGCAACAGGGCAGCAGGCUCCUGCCAACUGGCUGUGUAGCCGCCCUUGUUCCUGUUGUGCAUCUGAAUUUUUGUAUCCUGUUACCUGAGACUGUGACCUGGGUCACCCCGCAGCAGGCAGGAACACUGAGAACUGUUAAUAAAGUGCCUCCGGGCUGGUGGCAUGAUCUCA
This is a messenger RNA of Psammomys obesus (fat sand rat), 4002 nucleotides long. RefSeq names its product transmembrane protein 63A (gene Tmem63a). Gene Ontology annotation, cellular component: plasma membrane. Gene Ontology annotation, molecular function: nucleic acid binding; calcium-activated cation channel activity. Bases 823 to 3234 code for a protein of 803 amino acids. Lineage: Eukaryota; Metazoa; Chordata; Mammalia; Rodentia; Muridae. The transcript has 23 exons. The record is from RefSeq and is a predicted model, not a curated record.